AACUUGGCUGUCCCAUAAUAAUUAUCUCACCUCUCAACCCCCUUUUUUUAAAAUUUUUUAAUUAAAAAAAAAAUUUGAAGCAGUCAACGUGUCCAUUUGUAUCGUCCCGGCUUCCACCAUCUUUUAAACGUUUACUGAAAUUGUCUAUGGUGGAUCUGAAAAGGCUUGAAUUCUGUAGUCUCUGCGAAUCAUAAUCGGAUCUCUGCUAGCUUUUUGCUUCUUCGUAGCUAUUCUAUCUUAUCAGUUGGAGAUAGUUAUGGAAGAUUCACAUCCCAAGUCCGAGUUAUUGAAGCAUUUUCAAAUUCCUAAUUAUAUAUUGCUUUCUGAACCAAAGGUUGAGAAGGUUAUCCAUGUACCUGAAUGCCCGGUGUUAGUGUUCAUUAACUCCAAAAGUGGUGGCCAACUGGGUGGUGAUCUUCUUAAGACUUUUCGGUCUCUGCUUAAUGAAAAUCAGGUUAUUGACUUGGAUAAAGAGGCCCCUGAUAAAGUGCUAAGCCGGAUAUAUAUGAAUCUGGAAAAGCUCAAGAUCGAAGAAGAUAAAUUUGCUAUUAAUAUUCAGGAUAAAUUGAGACUAAUUGUUGCUGGGGGUGAUGGAACUGCUGGUUGGCUUCUUGGAGUUGUUUCUGAUCUGAAAUUAUCCCAUCCGCCACCGAUUGCAACAAUGCCAUUGGGAACUGGAAACAAUCUUCCAUUUGCAUUUGGCUGGGGGAAGAAAAAUCCUGGGACAGAUACACGCUCUGUGGAGUCAUUUUUAGAUAAAGUAAUGAAAGCCAAGGAAAUGAAAAUUGACAGCUGGCAUAUUCUCAUGAGGAUGAGGGCUCCAAAAGAAGGUCCAUGCAAUCCUAUUGCACCUCUUGAACUACCACAUUCUCUGCACGCAUUUCGUCGUGUCUCCGAGUCAGAUGAUUUGAACAUGGAAGGCUACCACACAUUUCGUGGGGGAUUUUGGAACUACUUCAGCAUGGGAAUGGAUGCACAAGUAUCAUAUGCCUUUCACACUGAGAGAAAGUUGCAUCCAGAAAGGUUUAAAAAUCAGUUAGUUAAUCAGAGUAGUUAUGUUAAGAUAGGGUGUACACAAGGCUGGUUCUGUGCUUCUCUGUUUCAUCCUUCUUCCCGGAACAUAGCUCAACUUGCAAAAGUGAAGAUAAUGAAGCGACAUGGUAGCUGGCAAGAGCUUAAAAUACAUCCAAGCAUUAGGUCAAUUGUGUGCCUCAAUUUGCCUAGCUUUUCUGGUGGACUAAAUCCUUGGGGAACACCGAAUGGCAAGAAAGUCCGUUACAGGGACUAUACUCCGCCAUAUGUAGAUGACAACCUUAUUGAGGUAGUUGGUUUUAGAGAUGCUUGGCAUGGACUUGUUUUGCUUGCUCCAAAUGGGCAUGGGACUCGUCUUGCACAGGCCUAUCGAAUCCGGUUUAAGUUUCACAAAGGUGCAACUGACCAUACGUUCAUGAGGAUUGAUGGCGAACCCUGGAAGCAACCCUUACCAAUUGAUGACGAUACUGUCGUUGUGGAAAUUUCCCCCCUUCGGCAGGUGAAUAUUCUCGCCUCUAAUGAUUGUAGGGCUAAAAGUGUUCAUGAGCCCUCAACACCUAGUAAUCAUGAUGCGGAAGAAUAUGAUAGUAAUGAAGAAGACUCCGGUGAAGGAGGGGAAGAGUUCAGGAAAUUUGGUGCAGCAGACACUUUUAAGCUCCCAGAUACGGUCGAUAUUUCCCAUCUUAGUUGACCGCCCAUUUAAUAUUCCUAAUUGGUUAUUUAAUUUUUAAUAAAUAAUUUGCCCCUUAAAUUUUAGGCCAUAUUAAUUGUUCAGGAAUCAGAUUGGUAAUUGUCAUUUAAGUAUUAUUUGAUUUUAGUGGAUGGUAAAUAUGAUAUAGCAGUACCUUUUUCAAUCUUUAA
Ziziphus jujuba (common jujube) is the source of this 1893-nucleotide messenger RNA. RefSeq names its product diacylglycerol kinase 5. The transcript has 13 exons. The record is from RefSeq and is a predicted model, not a curated record. The coding region runs from base 257 to 1723 and encodes 488 amino acids. Gene Ontology annotation, molecular function: ATP-dependent diacylglycerol kinase activity. Lineage: Eukaryota; Viridiplantae; Streptophyta; Magnoliopsida; Rosales; Rhamnaceae.